GUUACGCGAACCGAGCCAAAAAUCUUUUGGGAAGGGACGCGAGCAUGAUGGACCGAGACGCGUGGAAGGCGCGUGGCAACGCCUGCGUCCAGGCCGCGGCCUACGCCGACGCCAUCGCCGCCUACAACGAAGCGCUCAAGAUCGACGGCGACCAAGCCGGGACAACCGCGGUCCUCUGCAACCGUGCGUUCGCGUGGCUCCAGCUUGCCACACCCGACGCGCUUCAGAAGGCCGUCACCGACUGCUCGGCCGUGCUCUCGCACGAGAAGGCCAACGUCAAAGCCUUGUUUCGGCGCGCCUCGGCGCGGCAAGGCUUGCAGCAAUGGCAGGAUGCCAAGGUGGACCUUGAAGCCAUCAUUGCGCUCGAGCCAGGACACCCCCAGGCGCUCGAGGACCUGGACCGCGUUCGUAUCCAGAUCGCAGCCAUGACGGCCAACGGCCUCUUCGAUCCGUCGUUCCAGGCCAAGAUGCUCGCUUCGAUCGCGUCGGGCGAGGCCAUACCCUCGGUCGCGCCGCUACCGCCACCCGCGCCGGCCACACAGACAACACGGGCGAAGAAAGCUUCGAGCAAGGUCGACGAAGCCAUGGCCGAUCUCGUUCGCGAGUGCUCCGUCGCAGCGACGCCCGUGCAAAGCGCUGCGUCCGAAGCCGCGUGGCGCGAGCUCCAAGCCGCCGAACACGCGCUGCCCACCGUCGUUCAAAAGACCAAGUCGCAUAAGAAAAAGGUCGCCUCGCAAAGCUCCCGGAAGCGGCAAGCGCCUCCGCGGCCCAGCGCCAAGACGGACGCGCUCUGGCAGGCGCUGCUCGACGAAGAGAGCUCGACACGGACCCGGUUUACACGGGCACUGACGUCGCGGUCGUUGUCGUAGCCGCCGUUCAACGUCCAACAUGGUGCCCUGAUCCAUAGGAGAAAAGGAUGUCAACGCACGAUUACUGUAUUCGAGUCCCACACGGGUGCUACUUUUGCUGGC
Molecule: messenger RNA, 971 nt
Organism: Saprolegnia parasitica CBS 223.65
Lineage: Eukaryota; Oomycota; Saprolegniomycetes; Saprolegniales; Saprolegniaceae
Exons: 2
Coding region: 45-869 (274 amino acids)
Molecular function (GO): protein binding
Source: RefSeq, a predicted model, not a curated record